AUGGGUGAUGUCGAACUGCCAGCGAUGCUGAGCAUCCCGCGACGCCGACCUCAACGCGACGCCGAGCACUCCUCAAGGUCGACCAUCCCACGAUGUCGACCACUUCACAAUGCCGAGCACCCUCCGAUGCCGACCUCAACGCGACGCCGAGCACGCCUCAAUGCUGACCACUCCUCAAUGCUGACCAUGUCGACCAUGUCGAGCCGCCAAUGUGCCGACCCCCCGAGUGCCGACCACCCCGAUUACCAACCACGCCGAGGCGAUGAGGUGUCUACGCCGAGCUAUACGCGAGAUGCCGACCACGUCGAGCUGGUCACAAUGCCGAGCACAUGGAGACGCGGAGCUGAGCCGCCCGCGCCGACCUGGCGAGCCAAGAUGCGCGCAUGGAGGUGCCGAACCGAGCCCAUUCUACAUUAUGUAACCACCGAUCCACCAUCACCUCAGGCUACCCACCUUGAGGACACCAACAAGGGCACCCCUCGGCAGCGCUACCGUCAGCCGCCGACCAGGAACUUCUCGAAGAAACGCAAGGUCGCCUUUCGGGAUGACGAGCAGCGCACCCUUACCAUACUGAGGCAAUUUGCAGGCAACAAAGACACGGAGGCGUCAGGCUCCUACUUUCUCUCCACCUUCCCCGAUGGUGAGACAGUCCAGUGGCCGACCAAAGAGCUCCGAGCUAGUGAGACCAUGUACCACCUUAGUCAGGCCAUGGCCAGUGUAGCUCUCAUCCUUAACGAGGCUAUGGAGGGCGACUCCGACGAGGUGGAGAAACUGAAAGGCAAGGUUAAUUAG
This is a messenger RNA of Striga asiatica, 792 nucleotides long. The record is from the annotation of a GenBank genome assembly. Lineage: Eukaryota; Viridiplantae; Streptophyta; Magnoliopsida; Lamiales; Orobanchaceae.